Messenger RNA from Nomia melanderi (Alkali bee), 7572 nucleotides. It is a transcript of the gene BRWD3, whose product is annotated as bromodomain and WD repeat-containing protein. Gene Ontology annotation, cellular component: nucleus. Lineage: Eukaryota; Metazoa; Arthropoda; Insecta; Hymenoptera; Halictidae. Gene Ontology annotation, biological process: cytoskeleton organization; regulation of transcription by RNA polymerase II; regulation of cell shape. The record is from RefSeq and is a predicted model, not a curated record. Gene Ontology annotation, molecular function: protein binding.
CAAUCGGGUAUGGGGGGGACUACUUUCCGUUGAGGAGGUGAGCGUGCGUGUGCGUCUCGCGGUCGAGACCUCGCGAGAGAGAAAAUGAAAUCUGAAAUGGUUAUUGCCGCGCUAUGACCCUAAAAAGUAAAUGUUUCUCUUUGUCCGUGAGUGAAUAAUAAACGAUUGGUCAGGCAAAAUGGAGGGCAGCGUGUCUAAGAACGGGACUGCAAUAGCACCAGAACUGUACUUCCUAAUUGCCAAAUUCUUAGCGGCGGGACCAUGUCGUGAGACCGCAGAGGUGUUGAAGCGUGAAUUGGAGCGAGCUAAGGUUUUGCCGCAAAGGAAAGAUUGGGAAGGGCAUGUGCAUAAUCAAACAUUUGAAGAGUUGGAAAAGAAAUAUCCUCAUAUUGGACCAGAACAUUUACUACAAAUAUGUGCCAGAAUUGGUCCAGUGUUAGAAAAGGAGGUACCUCCUUGUAUACCAGGAGCAAUAUCUCUUCUUGGAGCAGGAAGACAAUCUUUAUUACGUACACACGAAGAUGUUUUACGUCAAGUGCACAGUAUCACUUCGUAUUCUGGAAGAAUAGGUGGAAAACCUUUCAUGGAAUCAUCUUAUAGCUUAUCAGUGCCUAAUAUAGUACAUGUACUUCAAGGAAGGGAAAAUUCAGGACCUCUUAGUAGAAGGGAGGCAGUACCUACAAAGUUCUAUAAUAAAAUGCAAUUGUACAGACAUACUUUAGGACAUUUAUCUGCAGUAUAUUGUGUUCUUUUUGACCGCACUGGCAAAUAUAUAAUAACUGGUGCAGAUGACUUACUAGUUAAAGUAUGGAGUUCUAUCGAUGGACGAUUACUAGCUACUUUUCGAGGUGCAUCUGCUGAAAUUAUGGAUAUUGCAGUUAAUUUUGAUAACUCUCUACUUGCUGCAGCAAGUCUAGAUAGAAUAUUAAGAGUUUGGUGUUUUCAAACAAUGUCUCCAAUAGCAGUUCUUUCUGGACAUUCUGGUAUGAUUACAUCUGUCAAUUUUUGUCCUAUAUCUUGCAACGGUGUGUACUAUUUAGUUUCCACAAGCACAGAUGGAUCAGUUGCAUUUUGGUCUCAUACAAGAAAGGGAAAUGAGAGAGCAAUAUUUCAGCCAAAACCAAUUCAAUACCAUGAAAAAAUGCGGCCUGGUCAAGCACAAAUGAUUUGUGCAUCGUUUAGUCCUGGUGGAGCAUUUAUGGCAGCUGGUUCAGCAGAUCAUCAUGUUAGAGUAUAUGCAAUGUUAGGAGAUGAAGGUCCACGUAGAGUUUUAGAAGUUGAAUCUCAUUCUGAUACUGUUGAUAGUAUACAAUGGGCACAUAGUGGUUUAAAGUUUAUUUCUGGUUCUAAAGAUGGUACUGCAAAUGUGUGGCACUUUGAACAGCAACAGUGGAUGUAUAAACGAUUAUUGAUGACCACGAAACUCCCAGGCGAAGUGGAGACAGAAGAUGAUACUAACAAGAAAGCUAAAGUGACCAUGGUUAGUUGGGAUGUGAGUGACGAAUGGGUUAUCACCGCUGUGAAUGAUAGUUCACUGAAAGUAUGGAACGCGAAGUCAGGCCAACUGGUAAAAGUUCUUCGUGGACAUAAAGAUGAAGUUUUUGUGUUAGAAUCUCAUCCAAUAGAUCCUCGUGUUAUAUUAAGUGCUGGACAUGAUGGACAACUUAUAAUUUGGGAUGUAUUAAAUACAGAACCAAUAGCCUGCUUCCAAAAUUUUAUUGAAGGACAAGGCAAUGGUGCUGUAUUUGAUGCAAAAUGGUCACCAGAUGGGACAAUGUUGGCAGCAACGGAUUCUCAUGGGCAUCUUUUGAUAUAUGGAUUUGGAUCUGGUGUUCAAAAACUUAAAAUAAUACCAAAAGAAUUAUUUUUCCACACGGAUUAUAGACCACUAAUACGAGAUGCAAAUAAUUAUGUUUUGGAUGAACAAACUCAGACAGCACCUCAUUUAAUGCCUCCACCAUUCUUGGUGGAUGUAGAUGGAAAUCCUUAUCCACCAGAAUUGCAAAGAUUAGUUCCUGGAAGAGAAAAUUGUAGAGGGGAACAGUUAGUUCCAAAUAUUGCAGUAGGUGCUGGAGGAAUGCAGGAAGUUAUAGAAGGCCUACCAGCUCAAGAACCGCGGUCUAAUAUUGAUCAAUUAAUUGAAGCUCUUGCACAAAGGCAAAAUAUUAAUCCCGAAAGAGAAGGUGGUGGUGACGAUAGAGAUGAAAAUGUAUUGGAGCAACCAAUUCGUCAAAUGGCUAGUCCUCGAGGGAGUAGAUCAGGGUUGAGAAGAGUUGGUGAUGUUGAAGGUGUACGACAAAGUAGCGGUAAUUGGCAAAGAGAUAAUACUACACCUUGGAAUAAACCUAUUCUUGCUCGACCCAUGAAUCCAGCUAUUAGGGAAACACAAUACAGAGCUAUAAAUGCAAUGGCAGACAUGGAACUUGAGAAUUGGAGACGUGAGAUGCGAAGAAGGCCACAGCCAGUGUCUAAUACUACCAAUACCGAAGGUAAUAUAGGUAGUCGAUUAGCAAAUAGGAAACGCAAUAGAACUGCUAGACACGGAUAUAGGACUAGAGCUACACGUGGUGACGAACAAGAGGAAGAGGAAUUUGAGAAUCCUGACAAUGGAGGAACUACAGGAAGUUCAGCCAGUAGUAAUAGUAAUGACUCCACAGCACAUGAAGAAGACUUGUGUUCUGAUAGUUCUAGCUCUGAAUCUAGUACUGAAUAUUCAGAUUGGAUUGCUGACCAUGGUUUAAAUUUAGAGCCACCAAAAAGAAGUAAACGCAAGCCUGUAAAAAAGCGAUCUCUUACACCACCAAGCGACACAGAUAGAAGACGCAGUAGACGUCCUAAGAAAAAGGCUGUCCCGGUGCCAAAUGGAAUUGAUGAAAUCCCAGAAGUCUUUAGACCUUCUGAAUGGCUCACUGAAAUAAUACCAAGGAAAGCUCCUUAUUAUCCACAAAUGGGUGACGAAAUAGUAUAUUUCCGACAAGGGCAUCAAUUUUAUUUAGACGCUGUUAGAAAUAAGAAAGUGUAUGAACUCGGACCACGAUGUGAACCAUGGAAUAAAGUGAAUAUAAGGGCACAGGAAUUUGUAAAAGUAGUGGGUAUCAAAUACGAAAUUCGUCCACCUCGAUUAUGUUGUUUAAAAUUAGCAUUGAUGGAUGAAGACGGUCGAUUAACAGGAGAAAAUUUUACUAUUAAGUAUCAUGAUAUGGCUGAUGUAUUGGACUUCUUAGUUCUACGUCAAACAUUUGAUACUGCUUUGGCACGUAGCUGGUCUGAAGGAGACCGAUUUCGUUGCAUGAUCGACGAUGGCUGGUGGAUGGGACAAAUACAGUCGAUGGAACCUUUAGAUGAAGAUUUUCCGGAAUCAUUUUUCAUGUGUUUUCGCGUGAGAUGGGACAAUGGUGAAUAUGAAAGAAUGAGUCCCUGGGAUCUUGAACCAAUCGAUGAAAACAGACUUCCUGCAGAACUUGGGGGUGCCGUUCCUGUGCUUCCGGAAGAGAUACAGACAAUACUGUACCAGCCUCAUGCAGAAGAAUGGCCUAUGGGAGAUAGAGAAGCAACGUGCCGCAGAAUUAUACGUGGAUUAGAUCAAGUGAUGAGCCUUGCAAUCGCAGAACCUUUUGUUGCACCUGUUGAUCUCAAUACUUACCCUUCAUAUGCGUUUGUUGUGGAAUAUCCUAUUGAUUUGUCAACCAUAAAGGCCCGUUUUGAAAAUCAUUUCUAUCGAAGAAUCACAUCCGCACAAUUUGAUGUUAGGUACUUAGCAACAAAUGCAGAACAAUUCAAUGAGCCGCAUAGUCAAAUAGUGAAGCAAGCAAGAAUAGUUACCGACCUAUGUCUACGUAUCAUAAAAGAAACUACAGAAGUGGAUGUGCCAGCUAUUUAUCAUCAAUUACUUGAUACAUAUCAUUCUUCUGAUUCGGAAGUUGACAUGGAAGAUGACAAAGAUAAACCAUCGACAAGCACUCAAAGAGCAACUUCAAGUAGAAGUUUACGGUCACAAGAAGUGUCAAAUGAUUGGCAGCUAGCUUGUAGACAGUUGUUAGAAAUGUUAUGGCAAUGUGAAGAUUCUAUUCCUUUCAGGGAACCGGUUGAUAGAUUAGAACAUCCAGAUUAUCAUCAGAUUAUAGAUACGCCGAUGGAUUUACGUACAGUAAAGGAAGAUUUAUUAGGGGGUAAUUACGAAACGCCCUUGGAAUUUGCCAAAGAUAUGAAAUUAAUAUUUACAAAUAGCAGAAAUUAUAACACUAAUAAGCGUUCGAGAAUAUAUUCAAUGACAAUAAGAUUAUCGGCCAUGUUCGAGGAACAUAUGCGGAAAAUUAUUUCAAGUUGGAAAUCUGCCAGAAGACGUAAUAAUAAUAGAUCAAAUGUAAAAGGAAAAGGAAAGAAGGGUAAAGUUCGGUUACCAAAUGGGACAGGACCCCCAAAAUCAAAAACCGCUUGUACAGAUGAUGAUGAUGAUGACGACGAUGAUGCAAACAGUGAUGAUGACGAUACAGAGGAAUUGGGAAAGAAAAAUGAUUCUAAUGUGUUUGAGCCAGGACCAUCGCGUAUGACAAAUGGCCAUAGCAAACGAUCUGGUAAUUCAUCUCGAAUGUUGAAAUUACGUAUUUCUAGAUCUACUGUGGCUAAAAAGACAAAAGAAAGUGAAAGUGAAGCCAGUGAAUCAGAUGCUUCCAUAGAUAGUGAAAGUAGUGGUAGUGUGCCAGUAAGAAGGACACGAGCAAGAAAGACAGUAGCUAGUGCAAGUACAGAUAGUGAUUCUGGAGAUAUAUAUACACCUAGUGGUCGUGAAAAGCAAACUCGAAAAAAUCGCACCAAAAAUAACAAAACCAGUAAGCCAGGAAAGUCCAAGUCGAAAUCAUUUGCUCCUGUUGAUGAUGAUGAUGAUGAAGAUGAGGAGGAUGAACGAUUCGUUGCGCCUGAGUCAUCAGAGGAAGAAAGUGAAGAAGAAGUUAUUAACAAAAGUAGCACGAGAUCACGAAAACUUGCAUCUGCGUCUGAACACGAGGACAAUGUCACGAAGAAUGGGAAAGACAAUGAAAGUCAAAGCGAAGAAGAUGAAGAUGAUGAGGAAGAAGAGGAAGAACAAUCUCAACAUAAUCAAGAUUCGGACACUGAAGAUUCAGAUAAAGUUUUUGCACCAUCUAGAUCACAAAGAAGAGUUCGUGCAACAAGAGAAACGCGUAUUCAUGAAACUACUCAAAACUCUAGAAGAACUACAAAACGUCCUCGUUACAAUGAUGAAAGUGACGAAAGCAAUACAAUGCCUGUUCGAAAUCGACGUAAAAUUAAGCGUCAAUUCUACGCGGAACAGAGUGAUGAGAGUUUGCCAGAACCUGAAAAUGCACCAGGCAUUAGUAUAAGUAGUAGGGGACGUGUACGAAAAAUGACAGCAAAAGUCCGGGAAUUUUUUAAAUCGAAUUGAGUAUCAUCCUAUCAGCAUCUUUUGUGCUAGUACUAAAAGUGUAAAUUAUUGAUCUUUCAAGAAUUGAUUCUUGCAAAACAUUUAAGAAUAGUGUAAAAAUUUUAAAUGUUAUUUGAUAAUGUUUGUUCUUUGAAACAUGCGAUUGUAUCCAUAUUAGCAGCGUUACACGAAGUGCGUGUAUGCCAGGAUAUUAUUUGCCUGAGAAUCUUAGCAUAAGGUUACUGUAUAGACUGUACGUAUGAACACUUGAGAUUGUCAUAGCAAUUCAUGAUACACACUGCUACAAAGUACUUCCAUUAUUAUGAAGCACGUUGAUAAUGUUAUUUUUUUAUGUUCAAAUACAUCAUCGAACGAAUAAUGUGUAAGGCAGAUUUAGAUAGCAAGCGGAAACAGUGGAACUUCAUGGUAUUUCUUUCGUUCUCAUGAUUAUUCAUAUACAGUUUUAAAUUUAAUAAUGCUACUGGUUCUCCAUGUAAGGAUAUGUAUAAUUUCGACUCACUCCUUAUUCCCGUUGUUUGAAAUGCAAUAACAGCUAAAUCGUUAUGUGUUUCAAUGAAUGAUUAUUUUUGCAAAAUGUUUCAAAAUGUUAUUAAUAUAUACUGGUUAAAGGUACAGAUAGAUGAAUAUUCUUUACAAAUUCUGAAUUUCUAUACGACGAUAGCAAACAAAACUAAAUAGUAUGUAAUAGUGUUUGUAUUAGAUUGUUAAAAAAGUAUGUUAUUGUACCUGGAAUUUCAUGAAUAAUGCGCAUCUUGAUCAGGGAAUGUAUCUGUAAGAUUAGCUUAAAUAUUUCGAUCUUCUGCUUGUUUCAACGAAGUCAAUUGACAAAUGAAAAGCUACUUUCAUGCUAUGGUCUUAAGCAGUUAAAAAUAUCAAGGCAUUACUUUAUUAUAUAUGCAAUUAGUACCAGAAAUCUGUAUCAGUGUUUGCAUUUGAUAAAAUUAUAAUGAUUUAUUUUCUUUAAUCUUGAAUAUUUGUUUUAGCAAGAAUAAUAUUUUACACUUCAAUGAAUUUAGCAUUUGCAACUUGUAUAUUUUUCUGAUUGAAUUAUUUCUCACGUAUACUUUAGUAAAAUGCAAUCAACUUGAAAUUUAUUGAUCUGUAUAAAUUAAAGAUUGAUUUUUUUAAACAUUUUACACAUUGAUUAUGUGUACAUUUUAAAACUGAUUAAUUGCAUCAAGUGAUUCUAUAUGUAAAAGGAAACUGUACUUAUCUAUCACAUUUUUUAAUUUCCAUUAAAUAAGGCAGUGUCUUUACAAGUACGAUUAUUUAUUCAGUAUGUACAAUUAGCACAUUUUUCUUGUUUCAUUCUUAAAGUUAUAUCAAAGAAAAAGGAUUAAUAUACCUUUCAUUUAUAGAUUUAUUAAAUUUCUAUCGAGGAUAUUAAUUGCAUAUAAAUGGCACUGUUUUCGCUUUUACAAUAAUACUUAAAGUAUAAUGUUACUUGUAAAUACAGACACAAGUUAAAGUGAAUUCAACAUUUUCUUUUUUACAUAAUAUGCAAAGAAGUGCGUGCUUUACACGAUCUGUAGUAUGAAGUAGUAACUUUUUACAUGUAAUUUGUAUGUCCAUUAGAGGAAUAAGAACCAAUGCUCGUGCGAAUUUAGGAAUUUUUCAUAUGUAGAAAUAGACAUUUUUCAGAUUUAUAUAACAUAACAAAUUAAUCCAUUCAUUAUAUAAUACAACACAUUUUGCAAGGCAGUUAUGCAAUUGGCAAACUAAUAUAAUGUAAUGACAUGUGCACAAAUAUUGGAAGUCUUGACUGUCUCGAGUCAUUGUGAUAUUAGUUUAAGAAUAUUAAGUAUAUAAUGAUAUAAAUAUUAAUAACUAGGAGUAUAAUGAAUAUUUUUUUAAUAAUGCCUCACAUAAGGGAGUCAUAUCAUGUGGACUCAAUAAGUAGAAUUUCUGAUUAUAUUAAUUUAAUACAGAAUAUUAACUUUGAUUCAAUUAAAUAUACUACAAUUAACAUGUUUCAUAUCUUAAUCUUGAGAAUUAAUAUAAUUUUGUGUACAUAAAUACUGUUAAAUUACCAAACUUAAUUAACAUGACAGCGAUAGUUUCGAAUUUGUGUAAAGGUUGAAACUUUAAUUGUCACACCAAUAUGUUCUGUUGUAUACCUAGUUUAUCGAAACCCACCGUCACCAAUAAAA